Molecule: messenger RNA, 1956 nt
Organism: Lachancea sp. 'fantastica'
Lineage: Eukaryota; Fungi; Ascomycota; Saccharomycetes; Saccharomycetales; Saccharomycetaceae
Source: the annotation of a GenBank genome assembly
AUGACUAGCCGUGUGGAUUUGCUGAAACGUUCGCUGAAGCUUACGAAGCCAGGUCGUUUCUAUGCAAGCCAAUCGCCUAGAAACUUGGUUUCGACCACCCGAGACACCACGUUCUCGCAAACCGUCGACAGAGACGACCCUCACACACAAUUGAAGCCUGUGGGAUCCAAAGCAAAGGCUAUGAUGGCGGACCCUGUACCCAGACAAACCCGUCUUUUCGUGGAGGGCCCCAUCGAGUGUCCUCUAGAAGGAUUCCAACUGUUGAACUCUCCUCUGUUCAAUAAGGGCUCAGCAUUCACCCAAGAGGAAAGAGAGGCAUUUGGCUUGGAAGCCCUGCUACCACCCAUGGUCAACACUUUGGACGAACAAGUGGAAAGAGCUUACAAGCAACUCUGCUACCUCAAGACUCCGUUGGCCAAGAACGAUUUUAUGACCUCAAUGCGUACUCAAAACAAGGUUUUGUAUUUUGAACUUGUCAGACGUCACAUUCGAGAGCUAGUACCCAUCAUCUACACGCCAACCGAAGGUGAUGCUAUUGCUGCUUAUUCUCACCGUUUCAGAAGACCCGAAGGUGUUUUCCUCGACAUCACAGAGCCAGAUUCCAUAGAGCGUCGUCUUGAAGCGUACGGAAACAGCAAAGACGUUGAUUACAUCGUUGUUACUGAUUCAGAAGGAAUCUUGGGUAUUGGAGAUCAAGGUAUCGGUGGUAUCAGAAUCUCCAUUUCAAAAUUGGCAUUAAUGACGUUGUGCGCAGGUAUUCACCCUGGACGUGUCCUUCCUGUUUGUCUUGACGUCGGUACUAACAACAAGAAACUUGCGCGUGACGAACUGUACAUGGGCAACCGUUUUGCCAGAGUGCGCGGGAAACAAUACGACGAUUUUGUUGAAAAAUUCAUCAAAGCUGUUAAGAAGAGAUUCCCAUCCGCGGUGCUUCAUUUCGAAGAUUUUGGUGUAACAACGGCGAGACCAAUUUUGGAGCGUUACAGAAAUGAGGUUCCAUGUUUCAACGAUGACAUCCAAGGAACUGGUGCGGUUGUGAUGGCCUCGUUUUUGGCGGCCCUCAAACAUACCAAGAGAGAUUUGGGAGAUUCCAAGGUUCUGGUCUAUGGAGCAGGCUCUGCUGGUUUAGGUAUCGCUGAUCAGAUCAGAAACCACAUGGUCACUCAUGGCUUGUCACCCGAAGAAGCACACUCCAAGAUUUUCUUGAUGGACAGACGUGGUCUAAUCUUGAAGUCCAUGGAAGCAUUUUCUUCUCCCGCACAAUAUUCGUACUCUAAACCAGAUGAGGACUGGACUAACGUAAACACCUCCUCGCUACUGGAAGUUAUCGGCAAAGUAAAACCUACACUAUUGAUCGGCUGUUCCACCCAGGCAGGCGCUUUCAAUAAGGCCAUUGUCACAGAAAUGCAGAAACACAACCCACGCCCCAUUAUUUUCCCAUUGUCUAAUCCAACCAGACUACAUGAAGCUGUUCCAGAAGACUUAUUGAAGUGGACCAAUUUCCAAGCUCUGGUUGCUACGGGGUCUCCAUUCCCACCCGUGAAUGGCUACCGCAUAUCCGAAAACAAUAACUGUUUCUCUUUCCCAGGUAUCGGAUUGGGUGCCGUAUUAUCUCGUGCCACAUCGAUCACAGACACAAUGAUUUCAGCAGCCGUAGAUCAACUAGCAAGUCUUUCCCCAAUGACGGAAACGGACUCCAAGCCAGGUUUGUUGCCUCCUUUAGAAGUGAUCAACGAUACUUCCGCUAAAGUGGCCACUGCUGUCAUCUUACAAUCUUUCAAAGAAGGAACUGCUCGUGUUGAAGACGAACAUGUCCCCGGAAAAAACGAAAAGGUUGUGGUUCCUAGAGACUUUGAUGAAUGUCUGAAGUGGGUUACCAAACAAAUGUGGAAACCUGAAUACAGACCAAUGGUCAAGGUACAACAUGAUCCAAAGGUUUUCACCCACCAGUACUAA